Messenger RNA from Aureobasidium uvarum, 2340 nucleotides. Lineage: Eukaryota; Fungi; Ascomycota; Dothideomycetes; Dothideales; Saccotheciaceae. The record is from the annotation of a GenBank genome assembly.
AUGGCUCCAAAGUGGUUUUCGCAAAGCGAUGACAGCUCCAACCAACAUUCAGAUACCGUGGCUUUCACUACAUCCGACCCAACGCCCAAGAAGACCUCGCGUCUAUCAGCAACUUUUGGCGCCGACUCGAGGCCGUGGAACUUCAUGAGCUCUUCAUCCGACCGCAGUUCAUCGUCUUCCCGAAAACGGCUGUCACUGUUCGGCGCCCGUAAUUCCACAGCCUCGUCAGCGGACAUAUUCUCGUCGGGUCAUUCUUCGCCUCGAGAUUCCGCUUUCGUCCAACCUGGUCGAUCUGAAAUUUCCCACCGUCCCGAGUCUCGCUUCAGCAUCGACUCAAAGUCGACAACCAUCGCCGUACCGCCUACAGAUAACUGGCGCUCAUCUGUUUNNUUUUCCCUGAGGCGUUCGUCCAAAGCUUCAAAGGGCUCAGAUCCCAAGGAUGAGACUCUACUGCGAUGGCUACGUAGCGACAGUCGCACGUCGAGCUGGAGACGUGAGUCUACAGAUUGUGACAGGGAGCACGAGUCAGAUGAAACCUGUAAGUCGAAGAAGAACAUCUCGGCACCCUUCAACUUCCAGCAUGUCACACACACCCAGCAGGAACAGCUGCCACAGUUAACAGCCGUCACCGACAGCGAGCUUGUCUCCGAAUUCUGGGCUGCUUCGGCCUUCCAAGCUCCCAGAAGCGAACUUCGCGGUAUUAAAGCAGACCCUGUGGAUAGCAGCUAUCGUGUCCGCGCAAUUGAGAGGAGACCAUCUACCGCUUCAUCAGUUCGCUCCGACUCCUUCGCUCAGAGACAGCGCGGCUUGAGCUUUACUUCGUCUGUGCAUGAACUCGACAGCACUCCUCGUACUCCUCGCGAUGCCGAGUCUCCCGUCGACGAGAGAGCACGCUCAUUGUCGCUCAGCUCGAGAACGUACAGCUUCUCCUCCCGACUAGAUCUACCCUCGCGAGAAAGACUGGCUGCGUUGGGAGCAGAGCAGAGAGAGCCUCCUACCAUGGUCCAUCCCGCUCUGCGCACGCCUCCCCCACCCACGUUUGAGCGCACAUCCAGCCAGCCCCAAGUUUUCGAACUUCCUGGCACCAGUCUCGAGUCGGUUCCUGAAGAAAUGGAAGGUUGCGGACCUAGCCCAGCAAAGCUUCCUCGAGCAAAGGCUAUGCUGGAUCUAUCGCCCCUUGUCUCGCCCAAGCUUUCCCCAAGAUCGUCACCAUCUCUCAAUACGACUGCUCGUCCAAGGAAUAGUCUUGUAUUUACGCCGUUUCCUGUUGGCAACGCCUUUGCACAAGCACAUGGAGGCUCCGGUGCUGAAGUACCCAGAACCUCUUCUGAGAGCCGUCUCUCUUUCAGUGUUGAUGGCAAUGUACCCAGCCUGACCUCGGGCGAAUCUUGGGAGAACGAUAUUGACUUCUGCUACCUAGUAGAGGCUGAGUCAUCGUGCGACUUCGAUUGGGAGUCGGUAAGAUCGAGCCGCAAAGGCUCUGCCUCUUCUGCUCGUAGAGACUCGACCACCAGCGUCUCGGUCCAACGUGCUUCAUACAAUGAUCCCCCGCGCAGAGCAAGCAUCAAAUCGCAGCCUGAUGUUGAGGCACUUUUCGCCGAUUUCGAUGGCAGCUCAAACUUCGUCAAGGAACAAACCCGACACGAUUCUCCUCAGAUGUCCGUCUCGCGUGCUGACCUGAGUCCCAUCUUGGAAUCACCUUCCAAAGUUCCAAUCACCGAUAGUAGUUCUGAGACAGUCAGUCCCACAAAACCUAGCCACAAUCGCUCAAUCUCCUUGGACGACAACGUCAAGCGUGGUCGCUCCUUGGAUAGAAGCGCACGCUGGUCGAUCGCAUCACCUCUCUAUCUUCCCGAAGAUGCGAAACAACGUGGCAUCACCUUCACACACCCUGUGUACAAGUCGCGACCAGUUCGCAUGUCGGUACCUGCAGGCUUCGCUGCCCCUCCGCUGCCGCCACCAAAGACAGCACUCCCACCUUUGCCCGCACAGCAACCAGCAAAGCCCGUCUCCCCACCUGUUUCACCCACCUCAACAUGGCCUAGCUCCUUCCCAACCAUGCGCAGACCGUCAUCCGCACAGGAUCGCGCAAUUCUCCAGGCUGCUGGACGUUUUGUCAGAAAUGGGCGUGCGUCCAGCAGACCUACAACCCCAAGCCGCCUUUCGCACGUCCAACACGCCAUGCGCACCUCAUCUUCCACAGCUGUGGACUCCCCCAUCACGCCACCAAAGACGACAGCUAGCACUGAUUGCAAGUACGGUGGAGUUGUUUUACCCACUCCACCCAUGUCUCCGCCCGAGCAACACCAGGGCUUCCAGGAAUACCCAGCUUGGAUAUAA